Molecule: messenger RNA, 1074 nt
Organism: Sus scrofa (pig)
Lineage: Eukaryota; Metazoa; Chordata; Mammalia; Artiodactyla; Suidae
Gene: ATRAID
Product: all-trans retinoic acid induced differentiation factor
Biological process (GO): positive regulation of osteoblast differentiation
Cellular component (GO): intracellular membrane-bounded organelle
Source: RefSeq, a predicted model, not a curated record
CUACGGCAACCCCCAGCCGGCGGACUGGCCGAGCCGGCUGACUGGCCGGGCCGACGGACCGCUCAACUAGCCACACCCCCGGGAAGGGCCAGAGGCGGUGGGGGCGGGGCCACACGCUCAAGUCUCGCGAUCAGCUGAGAAGGACGGAGGGAGCAGAAAAUGGCCCGUCCCGGUUUCCGCAGUCCCUCGAGCUUGGUGCCCCGGGCUGCAGCCCUGCUCCUCGUUCUGAGCGUGCCAAGGGCUUUGGCGUUACCCGAGAUAUGCAUCCAGUGUCCAGGGGAUGUGCAAAAUUUGUCAGAAGUGGCCCUUUAUUGUAAACAGACACCAGAGCUAAUGCUGCAAGGCCGCUGCUGCCUGAAUGGGAAGGGCACCAUCCUGGGGCUGGAUCUCCAGAACUGUUCUCUGAAGGACCCUGGUCCGGACUUUGCUCAGGCACAUACUGCUGUCAUCAUAGACCUGCAGGCAAACCCCUUCGAGGGCGACUGGGCCAACACCUUCCGUGGCUUUACCCAGCUCCAGACUCUGAUACUGCCACAAGGUGUCAACUGUCCGGGAGGUAUCAAUGCCUGGGAUGUUGUCACUUUUUAUAUAACCAACCAAACCUGCCAAGGACCGAACCUUUGCAACAGCACUGGGGACCCAGAAACGUGUCCUGAGAAUGGAUCUUGUGCUCCUGAUGGUCCUGGUCUCUUGCAGUGUGUUUGUGCUGAUGGCUUCCAUGGCUACAAGUGUAUGCGCCAGGGCUCAUUCUCACUGCUCAUGUUCUUCGGUAUUCUGGGAUCCACAACAUUAUCCAUUUCCAUCCUGCUUUGGGGGACUCAACGCCGAAAAGCCAAGGCUUCAUGAACCACAGAGGUCUUCUUACUGACCUAAAGAUCAUCCCCAUCUUAGCCCAGCCAGGGGGAUUUGCUUCCUAGACAUCGUUGGUCAGCAAAGAUGACCGGAAGUCGUUGUUAGAAAGAAGAUGGAAAUUUGCAUAACCUCAGUGUGUUGCAGACGCACCAGCCCAGGAGUGGACUAGUAUCAGUUCUCAUUUGUGCUGUUGACCAUAAUAAAUUUUUUCUUUUGCUUCUC